Messenger RNA from Linum tenue, 1012 nucleotides. NCBI's taxonomy places the organism in Eukaryota, Viridiplantae, Streptophyta, Magnoliopsida, Malpighiales, Linaceae. The record is from the annotation of a GenBank genome assembly.
UUAUAAUUUGAGCAAUCACCCUCUUUCAUAUGGAUUCCGCUCCUGUGGGUGAUCUCUUGCUUCAAAUUCCCCGCAUUUUGGGAAAUCUGCUGCGACUGUGAGAGUAGGAGAAGGUGGGUUUCGGGAGACGGAAUCAGCUAUAACCAAUAGCAUCUGCCGCCGCACGUCGAGAAAGAAGAAGGCCGGCGACAGUAGCCACCAUUCGCCGUCUCAAGCACAUCAGCAACCUUCGCCGAAUCCGGCGAGCAGAAAGGCGAAUUCUUGAAGGAAAUAGAUUGAGGAGAACUGGUUCAGUAGCACCUGCUUUUUGGGUUCUGAUUUUUGGGGUGAAAUGUUUGCACAUAGCCAAUCAGUAUUUUGGAAAGGCAGAAACAAUGGCUGAGAGGCAAGCUCUGGAUCAGCAACCUCAACCGCAGCAACAAGAGCCACAAUCACCAUCGCAGCAGCAAUCUCCUCCAAGGGAAGACAACAUGAUAGCUUGUGUCAUGGCUUUAGAGGCUGCUUUGCUUCCUUGCUUGCCCGCCAGAGAGCUCCAAGCUAUUGACCGCUCUCCCCAUCCUUCUCAUCAGAUUGAUGUGGAGAGGUUCUCGAGAGAAUUCAUGAAGGCUGCUAAGAAGCUUCAACUUUAUUUCAUCAAUCUCCAACGUGAAGACCAGCCGACUGAAACUGAAUCGUUGAGAAAGGAAAUUGCUGUUAUGGAGGAAGAGUUAAAGACGAAGGACGAGCUUAUCAAGAAGCAAGAGAAACUAAUCCAAGGAUGGCAGGAAGAACUCAAAGAUCAGUUGGAGAAGCAUAAGAUGGAACUGGAGAGAGUAUAGACAUAGUAAUGAAUGAACUCUUAACAUUUGUAAUGGCUACCAGUCAGUCUGUCACUACUGAAAAUGUUUUGUUCUUCUCAUCUCUGGAACUAGAAGCUUUCAUCUUUUUGUAGGCCGGAAGCUCCAGUUGUUUCUUUGCCUACUUGAUCUCAGAUGCUAAUAUAAUUUAGUUUGAUUUUGAUUCUCAAAUUGGU